Molecule: messenger RNA, 1453 nt
Organism: Elgaria multicarinata webbii
Lineage: Eukaryota; Metazoa; Chordata; Lepidosauria; Squamata; Anguidae
Product: shiftless antiviral inhibitor of ribosomal frameshifting protein homolog
Exons: 1
Biological process (GO): innate immune response; viral translational frameshifting
Molecular function (GO): ribosome binding; sequence-specific mRNA binding
Source: RefSeq, a predicted model, not a curated record
CCUCCGCCUCGGAAACGCUGUUGCAGCAGACCCAGCUGCUCCCCUCGCGUCCAGCGCCAUGCUCCGGGACAGGCAGGAUGAGGUGGAGCUGGAGAAAAGCGUCCGCUGAUUAUGGGGAAAAUUCUGUGGGAAGGUGAGCAUCUCAGAUGCUGUGAAGCUGAUGCGAAGGUUCAGCAAGAAUCAUGAUCUUGUCUGCAAGUACAUCAUCCUCUGCAAAAACGAGAUGGCAGAUAUGGACCCAGAAGAUCAAGUUAACCUCAAUGAUGACCCCGUGGCUUUGAAAGUGAUAAAUAAACUAAAGCAAGAAGAAGAGCAGAAGAAAAAGAACCCAAAGGACAGGAAUGAUGAUAAAAUCAAGGAGGUUGCUUUGCAGCUAAAGGGCUUGAGUCUGACAGAGAAGAACCUUCGCAUGUUCGAUAAUGCCCAAAACAACUGCAUCCCCCCUGUUGACAGCCAGUUUGCCUGCCAGCCCUGUGACAGUAUGUGGUGGCGCCGAGUCCCAGAGAGAAAAAAGGUGUCCCGUUGCCGCCUGUGUGGGACCCGCUAUGACCCAGUGCCUUGCAACAAAAUGUGGGGCCUAGCAGAGUUCAAGUGUACUGAGUGUGGAUGCAACUUCGGAGGAUAUGGCCAGAUGGGGACCCCAUCUCCCUGCUACAGUUGCCAUUGCCCAAUCCUUCCCAGCUCUAUCUUCCCUCCAUGCAAGACCUCAGGCCCACAAACCUGACAGCAGCAUUCCUGCUUUGCGGAGGACUGCUACAACCGAAGAGAGCGUCAUGUGCCAGGAACCCACUGUGUGCAUUCACGAAGCCGGGUCAGUAACCACUUGCCCAAAGUGAUCAACCCCAGUGAAGAGCAUGACAGCACCGGCUCCACAGUGGCCACCUGCUUAAGUCAAGGCAGCUUGGCAGACUGGGACAUCGAUGAGCUCAUCCUGGAGGAUCUGAAGGAACAAGACGAAGAGGAAGAUGCUGAGAGCAGUAAUUAAGCCCAGGACACCUCAAGUAGCCCAUAGGAGACAGGUGACGGGUUGCAACCUGUGGAGGUGGCCAGGGAGGCAAGUCUCCUUCAUAUUUCCUAAGGUCUAGGCCUGCCAAUUGUACUAAUGUACAUGAAUGACAGUUCCUCAUGCCAGGGCCCACGUAAUAAUAGUUUCUAGCCCUCUUUCUGGCUUUUUUCCUCUCAAGUGUGGCCUUGGUUUUGUUGCCUACUAUUGAUUUCUGCUUUGGAGAGUGCAUCUUCCAGACAUAACUAAACAACAGGUUUAAACUGGUUUUAAUAGUCGUUCUCUCUCCUGAGAGAACAAUAAAAGUUGCUAGUGUUGUGUCGGAGGCCUAGUACUCUUUGCAUGAAGAAUUCUGAGCACCCUCAACAAAAUUCCCAGGAUCCUUUGGGUGAAGUUAACUGGUGUAAAACCAGCGUAAGCUAGUAGUGUAAUUUUGCUCCUACUGUCCAG